Molecule: messenger RNA, 384 nt
Organism: Pyrus x bretschneideri (Chinese white pear)
Lineage: Eukaryota; Viridiplantae; Streptophyta; Magnoliopsida; Rosales; Rosaceae
Product: TMV resistance protein N-like
Exons: 2
Coding region: 1-384 (127 amino acids)
Biological process (GO): signal transduction
Source: RefSeq, a predicted model, not a curated record
AUGAAUCAUUUUGAGAGAAAGAGACAAAUUGUUGACGAUGGCGCAGAUACACGCAAGGGCUUUACAGAUCACCUCUACAGUGCUUUGGAGUUGGCAGGAAUCCACACUUUUAGAGAUGAUGAUGAUGAAAUUGAGAGAGGAACAAACAUUGAAUGGGGGCUACAGACAGCAAUACAAGAGUCACGAGUAUCAGUCAUAGUUUUCUCCAAGGACUACGCCUCUUCCAGGUGGUGCCUGAAUGAACUUGCUAUCAUCAUGGAACGUAAAAGAAGAGAUGGACACAUGGUUAUCCCGGUUUUCUAUGAUGUGGAACCAUCAGAUGUCAGGAAGGCAGUUUUGCAGAAUCAUUUACUAGACAUGAAGAGCGCUUCAAGGACGAGAUAG